This is a messenger RNA of Castor canadensis (American beaver), 2097 nucleotides long. Its product is annotated as cell cycle control protein 50C-like. Gene Ontology annotation, biological process: phospholipid translocation. The record is from RefSeq and is a predicted model, not a curated record. Gene Ontology annotation, cellular component: Golgi apparatus; plasma membrane; endoplasmic reticulum. NCBI's taxonomy places the organism in Eukaryota, Metazoa, Chordata, Mammalia, Rodentia, Castoridae.
CCAUGCCCAGCCUUAAUGGCAAUUUUAAAGAAGCAAUUAUUAAUUGUUAACAGCCUAAUGUUAGUGAAUUUCUAGUAAUGGAGAAAACCUUAAAACCAAACCUAAUACCACACUACAAGGCUGAACAUCUAGCUGAUUAUACUUUUUUAGCUUCAUUUGAUCUGCUCUAAAGCAUGUACUUGAGAGAAGGUAGGAGGAGAUGUUUUAAUCUGUAUUUUCUACUGAGGUCUUUCUUACAGGUAGAAAAAAAAUGGAAAGCUGCUGAAAUUAAACAACUGCUCUGCAAACCCCUGUUUGUUUCUCCCUUCCUCAUCACAAAUGGCAAAGCUGGCUGUAAUCCAACAACAUUUUUCCAACUCUUUAUCCAUGUUAGGCAAUAGCCACAUUUAGGAAAAAGCUGACAACCCUAAUUUUUAUUGUAUUAAUCUCUAAGGAUUUAGGCAAGUUCCUAAAGAUAAAUCAGUUUUGCCUCUUUCAGGAAGAGCUUGCCUUAAGUUAGUCACCAAAUCCCAGAAAUAACCCAUAGUAUCACCACAUGUUGGUUUUCAAAGACCUUGCUAGGGUCUGUCCCUCCAGGGCAUGCCAUUUAACAACAGGCUUUCUGAGCCUGAGUAAAAUGUACCUAACAGUGGCUGAGGAGAGCUAAACUCCUGGUGAAUAACAGCCCUUGUUAAGAAAUAAGUCCAGGAAGCAGAAAAGACUUCACAACUUCAAAUGAAGUUUCAUGUAAUUCUUCAAAUAACAUUACCAUUAUGUGGUAUUUCUAUGAGUAGGAAUGUUCUAAAUGUCCCAAAAGUAUAUCUCAGUCACCUACAGGACCAAAAUGGAGAGAAGACCGGAGCGGGACCUAUCAAGACAGCCAGACAACACUGCCAUGAAGCAGCAACAGUUGCCGGGCCAUCAGCUACAUUUCUCCGCCCCCGUGGUCCUCUCUAUUUUUUUUGCCACAGCAGCAUUCUGCCUUUGUAUGGGUAUCAUCCUUAUAUUGUCUGCAAAGAGCACCAAGGAAAUAGAGAUUAAUUAUACAAAGACAUGUGCAAAUUGUUCUGAAAUGCGGGAAGAUGCCUCUAAUUUUAACGAAGAAUGCACCUGCUCUAUUCCCUUUUACCUUCAAGAGAAAAUGGAGGGUAAUGUUUACAUGUACUACAAAUUGUACGGCUUCUACCAAAAUCUCUAUCGAUAUAUUCUAUCCAGAAGCAAUAGCCAGCUGAUGGGUAAGGAUAUGAGGGAUGUUAGUGACUGUGCUCCAUUUAAAAAGUCCCACAAUGAGACUCCCAUCGUUCCUUGUGGUGCUAUUGCCAACAGCAUGUUCAAUGAUACCAUAAUUCUUUCAUAUAAUCUUCAUACAUCAAUAUAUAUAAAAGUCCCAAUGCUAAAGACUGAACUUACAUGGUGGACAGAUAAGUAUGUUAAAUUUCAGAAUCCAAGUUCCAGUAAUCUUGCUACUAAAUUUGCAGGUACCACAAAGCCCCCAAAUUGGCACAAGCCUAUCUAUGAAUUAGAUAUGGAUGACCCAGGAAACAAUGGCUUCAUCAAUGAUGACUUCAUUGUAUGGAUGCGGACAGCUGCCUUUCCCACUUUCAAAAAACUAUACCGUCGACUCUAUCGAAUACACUAUUUUGUAGAAGGCUUACCUGCUGGUAAUUAUAGUUUCAACAUAUCGUACAAUUUUCCAGUAACAAAGUUCCAGGGAGAGAAAUCUGUUGUUCUUUCUACCAUGACAUGGAGUGGAGGUAGUGGCCUUUUCUUGGGGCUCGCUUACACAGUAACAGGAGCAUUGACGUGGUUGGCCUCCUUUGCCAUGAUGGCAAUUCACCUGAUGCUGAAAAACAAGAAAUCAUCCUUCUCUCAGUAAAGUCAAGCUUUAAAAACAAAAGAAGAAAACAGAAUUAGACAACUAAGUAACAGAGCCAAAGAGCUAAGUCUUGAAAUGAGAUAUUUCGAUAAGGAAGACUGGAUUGACUGAAUCAAAUACAACUCCAGAUGUAUAAAUAGAGAAUUUUAGAGUUGAGGAAAAGGAGGAGGAGAAGGAAGAGGAAGAAGUGGCAAAAUUGUAUGUAUUUUUAAAAAAGUCCUUGGAAUGGGGCAAUAAAUCAU